Halichondria panicea is the source of this 2601-nucleotide messenger RNA. RefSeq lists its product as uncharacterized. Bases 1 to 2583 code for a protein of 860 amino acids. The record is from RefSeq and is a predicted model, not a curated record. Lineage: Eukaryota; Metazoa; Porifera; Demospongiae; Suberitida; Halichondriidae. The transcript is spliced from 6 exons.
AUGAGGGAUCGACUGCAUAAGCUGAUAAAGAACGGAAACUACUCCCAAAUGGCCAGUCGUCUUGGCAGCACCUUGUUACACAUCAAGAAUGUCGGAGGUCAGCCAGGCUUCUUGGAAAUGCUACCAGCCGUGAGCAAUGGUCCAGCCUUGUAUCUAGUAUUUUUGAAUUUGAGCAAGCAGCUGGACGAGCCCUACGAUAUUCCCUUCAGUCGAGACGACACCAUUGUCACCCCAUACAAAGCUGCGCACACAGUGAAAGCCACAGUCUCUCAAAUCCUCUCUUCAAUUGCCUGUGUCCAUCAUGUCUCUCGAGAGGAUGAUUUGAUCAAAACUUCCAAAUUGGGUGAGAAGUUUGAAAAGUUUCAACAGAUUCAUCCUGUAGCAGCUUUGAUCGGUACUCACGUAGAUAAGUUGGAAAAUCCAAAAGAAAAAAUCAAGCAGGUCAGCGAUGCUCUAAAAGCGACCACUCAGAAGUUUUCCAAGAUCCUGGUAUUACCUCCGUCAGAUUCUGAAUCUUCAUUUUUUGCCAUGAACAACUUCGCUGGAACCGAACAGUCUGACAUUGCCCCGAUUCGUGAUUUCAUGAGUAAGGUUUUCACCUCUCACUUCAAGGAUGCAUCUCUGCCCAUCAAACCGAAAUGGCUCCUACUGGGCACACUACUGCGGAUGGAGUACUCAAUCGUGUCGAUGAAAGACUGUCUGAAAAUUGGGAGAAUAUUGGAGAUGGAUGAAGAAGAUACCAAAUUCUGCCUAAGGUAUCUUCACAGCAUAGGCUCGCUCAUGCAUUACACAAAUGUGCCCGAUGACUGGCUCAAGAAUCACGUGUUCUGCUCCCCUGAAGUGAUCUUUACUAGCAUCAGCCAACUGAUCCUUGUAGCUUUACGCAUCCUCCAUUCUGAAGGCCACGUCACUGAGUUUGAGCGAGAAGAGUUGAUAAAAAUGGGGCAGUUUUCACUGGAAGCCAUUAUCAAGUACUGUACUGGUCCAGAGGUUACUAAGCUGCUCAAGGAAGGAGAGAUUAUCCCAGCCAAGCAUCUCAUCAUACUGCUGCAAUAUCUCAACCUUCUCUCUGAAAUUGUUCACAAAGAUGGCAACGAUCCGGACGUCACUAGAAUCACAUACCUAAUGCCGGCUAUAUUGGACUGUGCUUCACAAGACGAGCUGGCGAACCCACCUCAACCAGAUGCCAACAACCCAGAACCACUCCACAUCACAUUCAGCUUUGGUUACGUACCAACGGGAGUCUUCUGUGGGCUCAUCACUCGACUAGUUUCCCAAGGUCCUCAUGGAAUUCUUGGAUUGACGUGGGAGUUUGUUGAAGAUGGUGUCAAACAAAACUGCGUCUCUUUCUAUUUAAAUAAAUCAAACAAGAUCACCCUACUAGCACAUGCUCGAUGCUAUGAAAUUCGAAUUGUUCGCAGCUUCUCUCGAGUCUCUCUCCAUGACCUUUGUACCUACGUUCUCUCGGUGAUGCUCUACACGCUCAAAAGCCUUUACCCACGGUUGAUUCCACAAAUUGCAUUCCAAUGUCCGUGCCCUGAUCACCAGACGAGUGGAUGUAUGGAUAAUCUGUGUGUCCUUGCUAAGGAUUUGUGGGUCCAGUUUCUCUGUGGGUACAAGCCAGUCACUCUCAGGAAAUAUCAGCAAGUGUGGCUGGGAAAGCACGUGCCUCUAGGAAGCAUGACAGAACUAGAUGUGCUAAAGUCUGCUGAGGAUGGUUUCUCUUUCCACUGGACCAAAGAGGGCUCCAGACGUCAGAUCAAGACAACUGAUGAUCGGCCCAACACUGUGAGCUUCCCGAGUGUGAGAGAGGAGGACUUUGGUCACUACCAGUGUGAGGUGAAGGAGGCUGGGAAAGUGGUCCUCAAUGUCUGCAGAGCUCUCUACAACGUGGAGAAUGUAACUCCACUAGCUGCUGACGGAGUUCCCCAGGCAACCAUUGAGUCAGCCUCUACUGUACUGACUGAUGCUGUACCAUCUGAUGUCACUGAAGAAGGAGAUACCUCACAAGAUGUCCUCACUUCGUCUCCUCAUACAGGAGCUGGUGGACCGAGGACUGUGACCAUCGAGGAAUUGAAGGAGCGUACAAAAGUGACCGACUCUCAACUUGACAGUGAAAUUGAAGAGACUAACAUGAUCGUUCUGGCAGCUCACUUUAACAAUGUGGAGACCUACCCUGUACAACUGGGACUGAACCCUGCUGAAUGUCAAACUGUUAGAUCCUUAUCAUUUCAAUAUGAUAUUCAAACAGCGAUGGACAAGGCCCUGAAACUGUGGAGACAGCAUAAUCCAGGGGCUGCUACUUACAGAGCUCUGGUGAUGUUGCUGUUGAGAAUGGGAAAAGAAGCAAUGGCUGUUGCCGUUUGUCAGUCUGCCGUGACAGCUAUUUCAAACGCAACUUAUAUCUCACCCGAUAAUAAACAGGAUGACUCGAGUAUGCCCAGUAUACCUUCACAAGCAUCUGUAUCAGCAGCAAAGAAACCUGUGGUGUUGAGAAAAUCUAGCUAUCAAACUAUGUUAGUAUGUUUUUGUCUUUUAUUGCCAAUUAUUUGUGCCUAUCUCUUUCUUAAGAUUUUUUACUGAAGGAAUUAAGAUACAAAA